AUGUCAAGUGUCAGCGCCAAAGAGGCUCAGGCCUACCUCAUUGACCCUCUCAAUGCCCCGGAGCCUUCUCAGGAAACUGGCCCGGGAACGCACUUCUAUCCUCCCGGAGCCACCAUGAGUGCCUCUCCUACAGCAGCAUCGCCUACUAUGUCUUCUCCCUCAUCAUCCAAGAAUCCUUUCCGCGACUCGAUGGGUGGAAAGGGUCCCCAGACACAUGUCCGUCAUUCCAGCAGAAGCUCGACCGGCAGCAAUUCCAAGUUUCCGGAUUACCACGAGGGCCCUUCUUCUCCCCACCGUCGCAACUUCAGUGGUGACCAUCGUUUUAUCGACGAGCCCUUGGGCAACCGCCCACGUAGAACCAGCUCGCUCAGUCAACGCUACCCUGGCGACACAUCUAACCAGCCUCUGAAUAUGCUUAGAAAGGAUAGCAAGAAGGCUUACCGCGCUCCUCACCUCAACAAGCGUCACAUCCCUGGUGCUGACACCAUCGACCGUCUUGACCCAACACCCAGCAAGAUUCCCUACCACCACGAAGGUCCUUAUGAUGCUGCUCUCCUAGCCCGUAACACCAGCUUCAACAGCAGCCCCAUCGCCGCCUUGGAGGACUCUAACAGAGAAGCACUGAAGGCCACCNCCGCCGAGAAGAUUAAGGAUUCUCUCGAAAAGCACAAGCCUCUUGACGGCGUUGCUGUCGUUCCCCCCAGUCAACGUGACCAGCUUGGUCGUGUCUACAACUACGAGGAGGGAACUGAUAUGAUGCGUGAGGGCAACCCUGAGGGUGGUGCUUACAAGCGUUGGCCUGGAGAAGGCAAGGGCGAACCUGCAUUCUCUCUCGAUCGUGCGCUCAAGGCUCACACCAUUCACGAGCGUGACUUUGAUGGCGAGCGCGGCAUUGAGAUGUCAGACCGUCCGCUCAUGAGCGACUACGACAAGCUCAAGGACAGCAAGAAGCUUGACGACCGUGACCCCGUCGAGAUUGCUGGUGGAGAAUCUCGAUACGCAAACCUUACAAUGGCAGCCGACACUGAUGCUCACACCAUGAACCGAACAAGCAGCUUGCGCAAGGCAGGCGAAGGUCUCAAGAAGAGACUGAGCUUGAGAAAGAGACACCAGGAUGAUUAA
Aureobasidium musti is the source of this 1122-nucleotide messenger RNA. The record is from the annotation of a GenBank genome assembly. Lineage: Eukaryota; Fungi; Ascomycota; Dothideomycetes; Dothideales; Saccotheciaceae.